CGAGCUCCAAACACUUCUCCAUAAUAAAAGAGACUAAAAAUAUGCACUCCCCUCUGCUCAAACGACUCUAAUAUUCUUUCUCUCUUCACUCCACUCCUCUCUCUCCCUGUCUUCUUCUUCUUCUUCUUCCCGUUGACUCUUACAAUUUAUUUACCCCUUUUUCUGCUGAGCCCGACACACACCCUCUCAAGUGAGACACCAUCAUAGCCUUGUUGUAAAUACCUCGACUGCUACUUGCUUCAGCCAUGCUCAAACUCCCAUCUGUUUCACUGCCCUUCGGGAAACGAUCUCAAACCAAACCUCACAAUCGAUCCUCCCCUUCCUCGCCUAAUCCUACUAGCCAAUCGGCUGCUUCCCUGCCUAAUGAUGCCAGUCCCAGUCAUAACCGAGACAGCAGCAGCCAGCUCUCCGUCGCGACUCUCCCCGCAAAUUCAGAUCACACCAGCACCCCGUCUGUCUCGCUCAAGCGACGCUACCAAUUAAACUUCAAACACCUUCAAACAUCUCUCACUCAUACCAGUCCCAGCACCAGUAAUAGUAAUCAUCAGGCCACCGCCAGCCUCCAGGCUGCUGCCUCCUCUAACUCCGACUCUGAUAUCAACCAGCCUGUCUCCACCAACUAUUAUCCAUCCAACAACCCACCAGCCUCAUCUCCUCAUCAUUCCAAUCUCCCUAAGGACAAUCUACAAUCAAAUACCCUCCAUCAUCAAAAUACAAAUAAAAGAGCUAGCUCAAAUCUUACUCAAACCAAUCCCACUUUUUCUACUACCAGUACCAACACUAAUAAUAAUAAUAAUAAUAAUAAUAAUAAUCCUAACGAGAACAAUAUUCAUACUGCUCAGAGCAUGCCUGCCAGUCAUCAUCUCUAUCCUGAUCACUCUGCCUCCCAUCUCAUACCCCCCUCAGCUAUCUCCUCGCCACUCUCCCCGAUAGGCAGCCCAGCGAUCGCCAUGAGCUAUAAUCAUCAGCAACUCUCCCUGCUCCGACGGCAUCAUACCCUUAGCGCCGGUGGACCCCGUCUCGCUCGCCUCGAGAAACAGCAGGCGCUUGCUAACAUGGCCGAGAAAGAUCGCCGGUUCUAUGGUGGCGGAUCAAGUGAGGCCGGUAGCAGUCUCUCCGGUAGCGAGAGCGUCGAAAGUCUUUCACUCGACAAUCGCUCCAACCUCUGUCUGACCCCCCUCCAGUCCAGCCAACAACAUUCCCCCAGCGUCAUGCCCGAGCUCUCUGACCACCCGCUGCUGCACAAGACUCAUCAUCAUCAUCACCCACACCAGCCCUCAUCAGGCUCGAACGCCAAUAAUAGCCCUCCAAGCACUCGGAACGCCUUGGUAGCUACUGCUCCCCACUCUGGCUUCCAGCUCAUCAGGGGCUAUAAGGGAACUGCUGCACUCCGCAGCCUCGACCUCGGUUCCCCGAUUGAGCUCGAGGAGGUGGAUGAGGAGCACAGGCUAAACAAUAGCACUAGUCACGAUACUAUCAGUUAUUGUAACAGCCUCCAAUCCGCACCCUCUCAGGCCCAUCAGCUAGGAAAUCAAUUGGAUCCCACCACCACUGUCAGUGUCCACACAACAAACAGUCGGACCCCGACCAUCGAAGCUCGCUCCGGAACCCGAGCUGCUGAUCAAAUUCCUCAUUCUGGAAGCUUCCCACUAUAUUCCCAGGUGGCCCUCCAUCGCAACUUCUCCUCUCCCUCCAAACUCCAGCAAUCCACUACCGCCUUCUCGAACAGCGAUCGAAGCAGCAACUCCACCGAGCAAGCUCACUCAUUCUGUCCCCCGCCCAACUGGAACAAGCUCUCGAUCCUCAACAGAGCCAUGAAGCCAAACGACUCUGCUCUCCAACUACUCCACACCCUUCAACCCACCCGUAGCCAGACCCAGGGUGAGCCUUCCCGUUCGCUUGGCCUAACAACCGAGGAAGAGGAUGACCAACAGAUCCUCAGCAGUCCGGUGGACUUUCCUCAGACUUCUAACCUACACCGAGCCACAUCUGAUCGCGUCUCAUCAACCGGCAAUCAUCUCAACGCAUCCCAGCCACCUAGCUCCAACACGUUGUCACAUUGGGCGGAGCAAACCAACCUACGACGACACCAGUCUAUGAAAUCCGAUGGAAGAUGGGGUACAUCUGCAGUGACCAACUUUGAGGACAGUGAAACCAGAUCUGCCAACGAGUCCAAUCAACUCAAGGAAUCCGCUCGAAACCAACUUGAUACGUUUUAUGAGCUCAGCUCCUCUAUCGCCGGCCAAUCAGCAUCUCUUUUGCGCUCUUCCAGCCAUCACUCCAAUCCUUCUCCAGCUUUCUCUAGUUCCAUGUCCUCUCACCCGUCUCCAAGUGGCAAUAUCACCCAGUUCUCAACCCAGACCGGUGGCGUCGUGACGACCAUGAGUAGUCCAGUUAGUGUCCCCGGACUCUCUAUCAAUCCCUGGAGCCCUUCGGUCGAAGAAGCCAAGAAGCUCAGAGAACCCAUGCUCAGACAAGCUAGCCUUGACACUUUGGCUUCCAACAAUAGUUCUAACAACUCUCAUCCAAUGAAAAAAUCCACCAACUCUGAUUUAUCUCGUUUCCGAUCAUCCUCCAACGAUGAUACCCAAGGUCGGGGGGAGAUGAACCUUUUGCAUACCAGUUUUGGCCGAAUCAAUCUCAGCCAAGCCAAGAACGGCGAAGAAUUGAGCGCUCGUCCAGCCAUGGGCUUAUCUCACCGAAUCUCAGGCGUCAAGAGCCCCCUUUCCACCUCAACAUCAUUGGCCGAUCUCAGCGAGGGUACCGCGGCCGAUGCCGAAGUUGCCAACUCUGUUGUCGUCGCACCAUCUUCCAAGAAGCUUGCCCUACCCCCGCUCGUCACCGACUUUUCUCGUGAGACCAUACUCGCAGGAGGAGUCCAAGGACGAAAACCUCCAGGUUCGAUCAAACGUCAUCCCAAUGGGGUAUCCCUUCUCUUCCAGGGGCCGGCCAGUGCCGCUGCCUUUGUUCCGCCGAUCGGACACUCUUUAUCCAGAAACAUCAACGACCCAUUCAACUUCCAAGAGAAGGUGUCCAUGGUCGCCAGUCACAACACCGCCGCCCCUGGUAUUGGAGCAUCUGCCUGGCUCACCCAGAAAGAACGUCUCGUCGGCGAAACUCAGUCCCGUCAACAGAGCGGCGAAUGGGGCUCCUUGCCGCAUUCACCCAGCUCUCAGCUCCAAACCGCCACCACUUCAGUCCCCAAUCUGCCCCAGCAGAUCCAGCAACAGAUUAUCCUCAACCAGCAACUCCAACAACUGCAGCAGCUACAAGUUCAGCAACACCAAUUACAACAGCAGCAAACCCAGCUACUCAAUUCCACCAUGAGGCUUCCAGGUAGCAGCACCUCCUCGAUCAAUGGUUUCAACUCCCCUGCGAUGGCCAACAUUCUACAAAGCAAUGCGUUUAGCUACAGCAACAUGUCACCAAGUGCACCCGGGUCUUUCUUUGGCGCUAGCGGCAACCAUCACGUUGGGCCAACGCCCCCGCCUAACCCAUCCCGCUUGCAAACCACUAUCACGGGCUUACCAGGCCUAGGUAGUUUGAGUGGUACAUCCCCACAUGUCCUCCCAUCACCAGUUAGUGGGCUUGGACCGAUGGCGGCUGGGCCAAGCAUGGUAAACAUGGCGAAGCCGAUGUCCUUCAUGAAUCCUAACCCAGCUGGCCUGCCCGGCUCAAACAACCAUAACAUCCACGAGCUUGCUCGGCAGAAAGGUUACAACCCCACCCACUUCGACACUUCGCCACCCUCGGCCAGAUUCUUUGUCAUCAAGUCUUACACCGAGGAGGACGUUCACAAAUCACUCAAAUACGAGAUCUGGGCUAGUACUGACUUGGGAAAUAAGCGCUUAGAUCGAGCCUUCCAUGAGUCGCACGAGUCCGGUCCGAUCUAUCUCUUGUUCAGUGUCAACGCCAGUGGCCAUUUCUGUGGGAUGGCCGAGAUGCUGACAGCCGUCGAUUACAACACGAGUAGCAAGGUCUGGGCCCAGGACAAGUGGAAAGGGAUCUUCAAAGUCCGAUGGGUCUUUGUCAAGGAUAUCCCCAACAACGCCCUCCGUCACAUCAAGCUCACCAACACGCCCGAAAACAAGCCCAUCACGUCUUCGAGAGACACUCAGGAAGUGCCUCACGAUAAGGGCAUCCAAGUCCUCCACAUAAUGUCUUCCUACCAAUCCAGAACGACGCUUCUACAGGACUAUGCCUGGUACGAGCACAACGAGAGUCAGAAGAGUCAACAACAACAGCAAGGAUCUGAGAGCAGCCCCGGAGCGGCGGCCAACUCGGGCAGCGAAUCCACCAACAAGUCCAGUCCGCCCAACUCCUCCACCGGGCCCACUGCCCCGAGACAACCCCGUCACUCGGUCCAGAACACCCAGAAUCAGAACAUCCGCCGGUUCACUCAGGCUAAUGGCCAUCCGGGCCAGUACGCCCCUGUGGCUGUCCAGGUCGCCUCCGGGAUUUAAUCUCCCUUUGAUAUAGAUAUCUGUAUUUGUUCUCCUUCUAUCUACUCAUACUCACACACACACACACACAAACACUCAUGCAUGCUUACACACACACACACACUUGGUCUGUGAACUACCCCCCCCCCC
Molecule: messenger RNA, 4592 nt
Organism: Puccinia graminis f. sp. tritici CRL 75-36-700-3
Lineage: Eukaryota; Fungi; Basidiomycota; Pucciniomycetes; Pucciniales; Pucciniaceae
Exons: 5
Coding region: 246-4463 (1405 amino acids)
Biological process (GO): mRNA destabilization
Cellular component (GO): cytoplasm
Molecular function (GO): N6-methyladenosine-containing RNA reader activity; mRNA binding
Source: RefSeq, a predicted model, not a curated record